ACAUGAAAGACCUUUUGCCUAAGCUACGUUAUAAAUAGGAGCGAAGGCAAGCAACUAUAGAAUCAUUCAGGAGUUUGAGAAAUCAUUUUCCAAGCAAUUCAAAUCCUUCUUUUUCUUAACUUCCCUGAAGAGAAAACAGAAAAAUGUCUUGCUGUGGUGGUAACUGUGGCUGUGGCUCUGGCUGCAAGUGUGGCAGUGGCUGUGGAGGAUGUUCCAUGUACCCUAGUUUGGGAUUCUCAGAGAGCAGCACCAAAACUGAGCUCCUCAUUGCAGGAGUUGCACCUGCUAAGAAGUUCUUUGAGGGGUCUGAGAUGAACUUCAGUGCUGAGAGUGGCUGCAAGUGUGGAUCAAGCUGCAGCUGUGAUCCAUGCACUUGCAAGUGAGAAAAAUCACCAUGGACAUGGCCAUGUCCCCAGCAAAGUAAUUGAUUGUGGUGUUUAAUAACUACCCAGAAAAAAAAAAAAAAAAAAAAAAAAAAAGAAGAAAAAAGAGUCUGCUUAAUUAGUCAGUAUAUAUAAUAGUGCUUGCUGUAAAUAAGAAGAAAAAAAGAAAAAGAAGAAGAAAAAGCCCAUGGGUACUUAAAAAUCCUUUCAUGGGAUUUCAUUUCCUUCUGUUUCAUGGCUUUUCUUUUCUUUAUUUCUUUUUCUCUUUAUGUUCUUGUGUCAUCAGUGCUUUGCUGGUCUUUGUUGUGUACUUCCUGAAAGGGGAUUUAAUGGUUAAUACAUCUCCUUAAUUUCAUUUA
Messenger RNA from Ricinus communis (castor bean), 742 nucleotides. Its product is annotated as metallothionein-like protein type 2. Gene Ontology annotation, molecular function: metal ion binding. NCBI's taxonomy places the organism in Eukaryota, Viridiplantae, Streptophyta, Magnoliopsida, Malpighiales, Euphorbiaceae. The transcript is spliced from 3 exons. Bases 144 to 383 code for a protein of 79 amino acids. The record is from RefSeq and is a predicted model, not a curated record.